AUGGCUUUAUCCUCCUCCUCGCGAGCACCGAAACGCCCGCUACACUUCCUUGACCUCCCCAGCGAGGUCCAGCGCGAGAUCAUCAGCCACUGCGACUCGAGGGACCUAAUAUGUGUCGCCCUGGUCUCGCGACACUUCCGCGAGCUCGCUGCCGCCGAGCUGUACCGCACAUUCGCCAUCACCAUCCCUCACCCCGAUGACCCGGGGCCCGAGUGCACCAUCGACCCCUUGGCGGGAGGUCUGGAUACCUUGGUGACUAGCAGCUACAAUUAUGCCCAGUAUUUGCGGACGUUUGUUCUGGAUACGCCGCAUGUCGGGGAGAAGGCCGAGAAGGCCGUUGCGCCGUACAUGGCGACGGUGACGUGUGGCAAAUUUAUGAAUACGCUGCUGCUGCUGGCUUUGCGGAAUGCGCGCGCGCUGGAGACUUUCAAAUGGAACGUCCGCAUUGAGCUGAGCCGUCCGAAGGAUCACCCGAAGGCCCCGAAGAAGGCUCCUUCAAGAAAUGAGCCGCCGACGUUUUCUGGGUUCAAGAAGUUAAAGAGUCUGGCCGUGCUGGAUAUCGAUAACCUCGACAUCAUCCCUGAGAUCCAGGCUUGUGUCAGGAACUGCGCUUCCACGCUCACCAAGCUGAAGCUAUCCUUCUCAGAUGCACUAGCAUCCCAGUCCCGCAAGCCUGUGGCUGAAAACUCGCCAUACGACUCCUCCGACACCGAGUCCGAAGAAGAGGGCUUCUUCCAGAAUUCUAACAAUGCCAACAGCGCAGCUGCCAAGAUGGCCGGGGCAUUGGAAGAAAAGAAAGCCCAGGAUGCUGUCCUCGCGACAAUCUUUGACGUCGAGCCUUUACCAGAUGAGAAGCCAGCUAAGAAAUCACAGAAGCGUGAAAAGGAUGGCGUGGGAUCGUCAAAGGGGAAGGACAAGACAAAGCCGGACAUGGCUGAGUUUUUGAAGAAUGCUAUGGCAAAGUAUGUGGAGAAGGUGAAUGGGUCGGGAGAUGUGGCAAUUCCGCAGGAGGUGUUGGAUAUGUUGGGGAAGGCGGCAAAGAAGUUCAUGGAGGAGGUUAAAGAGGGGAAAAAUGAGGAGGAUAAGGACGAGGCUGAGUCUUCGAAGGAUACAUCGUCAAAGGACUCUGAUAGCUCCAGCAAAAAGGCUCCGACGUCCAACAUCAAAAAGAAACCCGACAUCGACCCCGACGACAUCGACAUUACUGCCCCGGACGACGAACUCGACCUCGACUCUGAACAUCCCGCCAACGACGACCUCCCCCCGGAACCCUCAGCCUCCGAACCCUCCUCAUCCCAUACUAGCCCCUCUAAACCCCAAGAUCCCUGCCUAACCCAAGCCAUAGCUACCCAAAGAGAAACUUACCGCCUCCUCGCCCAAGAACUCUCCACCGUCGAAUCCCAGAUUCGUCUCCUCACCUCUGACAUCUCCCGCUGGCGCGCAAACACCUCUCUCGUACCCCCGCAAACCCUUGCCGAUGCCGAGAAACGCCUGCAGGGUUUCAAUGACAGCGUCAAAGUUAUCAAGGCUGAGUUGGAGGCUUGCGAGAAGAGGUUGGUCACUCUCCAGGCCCAGGGAAUGGAUGGGCAGGAGAAAGGAAGGGAGAAGGAGAAGGAGAAGAUGAGUGUUUAUCUUCGGACAACAAGAGGCUUGGCAUUAAAGUCCUUGGGUAUCUCGCUCAUCCCAACUCGGGCAUCAGUCUUAUCCAGGGCAGUCGACUUGCGCUCGCUACACAAGUUAACCCUCCUAAACGUGGGCAACCAAGCGCCCAUCUGGGCUCUCUUGCAACGUGAAAACCGCGAAGCGCCUCUGCCCCUCCGCAAGAUCUUCACCGACAACGUGUCGCCCGUCUUUCUGGGGUUUCUCUCAGAGCUGGAGGCGGUCGAGGAGUUGUUCAUGUUGGAGAGAGCGCCCAGCUGGAAGCCCGCGAGUUUGGCGCCGAAAACGACGGUCGGCAUAGGGCAGAUUAGACGGCUUGUGCUGAGGAGGCAUGUCGGCACGCUGAGGAGGCUGAUGAUCAGAAAUGCGGCGGAUACGGAGUGGGAUGUGGAUGAGAAGACGGUCGUAUUGUUGUGUAGGGGCGGGAGGAGACUUGAGGAGUUGGCGGUUAAGAUGAGUGUUGGGGCUAUGCACACCUUCCUCCAGAAUAUCGCCGGCCUGGUCUCCCUUCGGGCGCUGCAUGUCAUCGACCUCCGAAGCGACGACACCUGCAUGUGGGCUAUGCGCGAGACGAGGCGAUUCCUGAUCGACAACGUCGCGCAUCAUCCGCAUCUGAAACUGGAGUAUGUCGCGAUUGAUGAUAGCAAUUUUGUCGAUCGGCUGGUGAGGAAGCCGAGGAGGCCCCAGCGGCAGCAGCAACAGGUUGAAGGCAGCGAUAGCAAGGGGAAGGGUAUGAGGGGUAAUAAUAUGGUUAACCGGGAAGAUAAUCCCAAGGGAAAGGGUAAGGACGUUGCUGCCACGGGGAUGGUGAACGGAGACAGUAAAAGCAAGGGCAAGGGGAAGGAAAAGGCGGUGAAUGGAAGCCUCAGUGAUGAGGAUGAGUUUGUUGAGAAUCUGCUUAACAAUAUGGGCUAUCCUUUCUCCUCCUCCUCUUCCUCCUCCUCCUCCUCCUCCUCCUCCUCCUCCUCCUCCAGCAAGAACAACGACAACGCCAAAGCUUCCUCGUCGUCCUCAUCCGGCACGACUUCCUCUUCUUCCACAAACAACACAGCAAACGACUUUGACGUCGACGAUAUCAGCUCCGACUCUGAGACCGACGCCUCUUCAUCCUCAUCCACUUCAUCCUCUUCCUCCUCAUCAACUUCAGACUCGGAUUCUGACUCCAACUUAACCUUGGACUCAGACAACUCCGGUCCCGCAAACAACGCCAACAAUACCAAUAAGAAGGUCAAGAAAAAGAAGAAGGCGAGUGGGUACGGGCAGAAGAUUACAGUGAUUGAGGGGCUGAGAGUGUACCAGGUGGAGGAUGUGAAGAUCUUUAGGAUGGCUAAUAUAUGGGGGAGGUUGUGA
Messenger RNA from Thermochaetoides thermophila DSM 1495, 3009 nucleotides. RefSeq lists its product as uncharacterized. Gene Ontology annotation, cellular component: nuclear pore; cytoplasm. The record is from RefSeq and is a predicted model, not a curated record. The transcript is spliced from 4 exons. Lineage: Eukaryota; Fungi; Ascomycota; Sordariomycetes; Sordariales; Chaetomiaceae. Gene Ontology annotation, molecular function: GTPase activator activity; protein binding. Bases 1 to 3009 code for a protein of 1002 amino acids.